AUGCAGUUCAUGACACAAUCUCUCGGUUGGGAGGACUGGGUGGCCCUAGCAAUGGCUCCAUUGGGCAUCAUCACUAUAGUUGUCAGCGCAAUCCGGGUGGGUGGUCCGAUGCUUCUCAAGGCCGUGGUCGGUCGAGCAAGAGAGAACACGGCAGUCGCUGAGAUGGAAUUGAUGUCUUCAACAUCGAGAGAAGUGGGCGAGCUUUACAAUGGUGAAAGUAUUGUGCGGUGCCAAGGCGAGGCCCCUGUUUGGGAGUUCAUCUAUCUUACUCCAGAAAAUUCCGAGCACCUGAAAGAGCUCAAGUUGGAGUUCAUGUCUCUUGAUGAAGCGGCAGGCCCCUCCAACGUCAUUACCGUCAUCCGACAAAAGACGGAGGAUGCCCCGAACAUAGCCCUGAACCUGCAAGACAACAGUCGCGUCAGGAUUCGGAUCGUUGCAGCGAUCGGGGUAUUGUUGCAAGUCGGUGUCUUGGUUUUCUUUGGCAUCAUGUCUUAUCAACGCAAAGCUCGGGGCCAUUUCCAAAAGGACAACACGGCUGCCGCCAACUACGCAUUUCCAUUGACCUUCUCUGGUACCAUGUCUCUCGUGCUCGGCUUGUUCUUGUGUGCCCGCGUCGUCGACAAAAAAAGCGGAGAAGAGUCCUAUGGGGUUGGCGAACAAUACAGCAUCCAGAUGUACUGGCUCCAAAGAAAGGGGAGAGUCAGUGAUCAGGAUUCCGAGUCAUAUGCAAUAUCCACUUCCCACAAGAUCAAGACAGUUACCAUGUCUCGCCGAAAAAAUGCUAAGGAAACGAUAGGGGAAAUCAAGAAUGGGGAAAUCAAGCAGGAAGGAAAGUCGGAAAGAAAAUGGUUUGACCUUCCGAAGCUGACCCUACAAGUGGAGACCAUAUCCGGUGUCAUUUUCGCCAUUGUCGGCUUCAUCUUACAGUUCAUCGGUCUGAGAAAGAUGAAUUCAUAUGCGACACUGGCUCAACUUGGAGCGGUCGGACUGAUGACGAUACUUCGAGCAUUGGUACGGCCAGGGUUUGCAACAGGCCUAGACAACUCAAAGAUACCAAAGCUAUCACCCGACUUUGAGCUCGAUUGGUUGGCCUGGAAACUCGUUGCUCGAUGUAAUCCAAGUGAGUUAUUACUUUCCCAUUGGAAAUAA
Ilyonectria robusta is the source of this 1149-nucleotide messenger RNA. RefSeq lists its product as uncharacterized. NCBI's taxonomy places the organism in Eukaryota, Fungi, Ascomycota, Sordariomycetes, Hypocreales, Nectriaceae. The record is from RefSeq and is a predicted model, not a curated record. Bases 1 to 1149 code for a protein of 382 amino acids. The transcript is spliced from 2 exons.